This is a messenger RNA of Prunus dulcis (almond), 971 nucleotides long. RefSeq lists its product as uncharacterized. NCBI's taxonomy places the organism in Eukaryota, Viridiplantae, Streptophyta, Magnoliopsida, Rosales, Rosaceae. Bases 204 to 971 code for a protein of 255 amino acids. The transcript has 3 exons. The record is from RefSeq and is a predicted model, not a curated record.
UCUACAAGUUCUACUUCAGAAGCUUUUAACUUUCAGCUGACUCUUUCUUUUUAAGUCUUUGUGUUUUCAUCACCUUCAUCCAUUACUUCGGCUCGGCAGUUUUACCCAAAAAGGCAGUAGAUUAGUAUAUUGAAGCUCCUUUCAUGUUUUGGUUAGUGAAUUUGUAUAGAGAAUCGACAAAACGAAGCUAAAUCUUACAAUCUAUGGCUGAUAAAUCUGUGAGCACAAUUAGCUUGAAGGCCUUGGUGGAAAAGAGGAGCAACAAAGUUAUCUUCAUAGAGUCUGAUAAUGAUUUUGUUGAUGUUCUCUUCAGUUUCUUGACAAUUCCAAUCGGAACAAUUAUCAGGCUUGCUUGUACACAUUCAGUACCACUGGAAAUAGGUUGCAUGAAAAAUCUGUAUGCAAGAGUUGAGCAUGCUGAUGCACGUGUUUUCCCAACUGAAUCAUGUAGAGAAAUGUUGUUAUGUCCCCGCAACGGGGUUGAAUCUCAUUGUGAGAAUCUCAAAUUGAAAAUUACCAAUGGCGAUCCCACACAGUACUUUUUGUGCUCUCAUGAUUGCAACAAGUUAUUUAGUCAUUACAAAGAUGUUCUUUGUGAGUGUGGAAAACCCAUGGAUAGUGAGAUGUCUCUUUUAGUGGGAAAGUUGAAAAGCUCCUCUUUUUCGGAUGAUGGUGUCUUUUGUAAAGGACUUAGCAGAUAUAUAGUAAGUGAUGAUUUAGAAGUGAUGCCCCCAUUAAGCUCACCAGUCUUUUCUUUCCUUACUAAGGUUGGUGUGAUGGAUGCAACCACUACUGAGGAGAUGACUUUCAAUGUAGGAGUUGAUGAGCAUAAACCAGAACCAAAACUGAGCAGUGAAGGUGUUCAGCAAGGAAUAGGUUUUAAGCGUCAAACAACAGGAGACACGGUGAAGAAGGAAAAAAACAUUUCUGUCAAUCUUUUGGUUAGCAAAUCUAAGAAAAUGGUUUGUUAG